Messenger RNA from Anolis sagrei ordinatus, 3512 nucleotides. It is a transcript of the gene PDE1C, whose product is annotated as phosphodiesterase 1C. The record is from RefSeq and is a predicted model, not a curated record. NCBI's taxonomy places the organism in Eukaryota, Metazoa, Chordata, Lepidosauria, Squamata, Anolidae. Gene Ontology annotation, biological process: signal transduction. Gene Ontology annotation, molecular function: calmodulin-activated 3',5'-cyclic-GMP phosphodiesterase activity. Gene Ontology annotation, cellular component: neuronal cell body.
CCCCCUUUUGGGAUUAUCCUUCCUUUUUCCUAUAGUUCUGUGAGCUUUUGCAUGAAAGAAAAAGUGUGUAUGUGCCUCUGUGUGUGUGGGAAACACACACACAGAGAGACUGGCCAGACUUGAAUUAAAAGAUGACUUUUUCCUCAGUUGUCGGUUUCCUUGCCUGUCAGCAAAGCGGCUGGUAAGUGGAAGAACACGAGAAGGGGAGGGCAUUUGUGGGUGUGUGUCACCAAAAGAGAGCGAGGGAGUGAGAUUCAGUCCUGGAAGGAAUGAGGACUGCCUUUCAUAGCAGAGAGCAAGGAAGACGCAGGGUCCAGCAAAUAGCAAGGCGUAUAAUUGGGAUCUGUAUAUCUGCCAAUACUUUCGGGCCUCCCAUCCAGGCAGCUUAAUUGUCAGCAAGGGUUUUCUGCUCCACCCUCCCUCACUGUGGUAAAGAUCAUUCAAGCUGGUAUUACUGCUUGUGUCUUUGGCUUAUAAAAAUAAAAAUAAAAAUCUGUGGUUGCAUUCAAUCUGGAGAUCAGCCUGUAAUCCCGUCCAUUACUCUGAGGAGCAUGGCAUUCCCCCACGACUACUCUCAGUGCACACCUGGAAUUCUUGCCGGUUGCACACGCUCCUUCUAAUCAAAGUGUGGAACAAGGGGGGGGGCAGGAGUACUGAGAGGCAGGAAAAAAUGUUUGCUGCUUUUGAUCAGUGUUGAAAAAAAGAACCCCCACAACCAACGUGGAUCGUGUGCAUGUUUCUGGGGACGCAUCCAUUUUUUCUAAGCUUUAACCAAGUGAACCACAUUGAGCGAUGGAGUCUCCGACAAAGGAAAUAGAAGAAUUUGAGAGCAACUCUUUGAAGUACCUGCAACCGGAACAAAUAGAGAAGAUAUGGCUUCGUCUCAGAGGACUGAGAAAAUACAAGAAAACAUCACAGAGGUUACGAUCCUUGGUAAAGCAACUUGAGAGAGGAGAGGCAUCUGUUGUUGAUUUAAAAAAGAACUUGGAAUAUGCAGCUACCGUCCUUGAAUCAGUGUACAUUGAUGAAACCAGGCGUCUGUUGGAUACAGAAGAUGAGCUCAGUGAUAUCCAGUCAGAUUCUGUGCCCUCUGAGGUACGGGACUGGCUGGCUUCCACCUUCACGCGGCAGAUGGGGAUGAUGCUGAAAAGGACUGAGGAAAAACCACGUUUCAGAAGCAUUGUCCAUGCGGUACAAGCUGGAAUAUUUGUGGAAAGAAUGUACAGGCGAACAUCUAAUAUGGUUGGACUUAGCUAUCCACCAGCUGUAAUUGCAGUGCUAAAGAAUGUUGACAAGUGGUCCUUUGAUGUAUUUGCACUAAAUGAUGCUAGUGGGGAACACGCACUGAAAUUCAUUUUCUAUGAAUUGCUCACCCGCUAUGAUCUGAUCAGCCGUUUCAAGAUUCCAAUUUCUGCCCUUGUCUCCUUUGUGGAAGCCUUGGAAGUUGGCUACAGCAAGCAUAAAAAUCCCUACCACAAUCUCAUGCAUGCUGCAGAUGUCACACAGACAGUUCAUUACCUCCUUUUUAAGACGGGUGUAGUACACUGGUUGACAGAGCUGGAAAUUUUUGCUAUGAUCUUUGCAGCUGCCAUCCAUGACUAUGAGCACACUGGAACCACCAACAACUUUCAUAUUCAGACAAGGUCAGAUACAGCCAUUCUUUAUAAUGAUCGUUCUGUGCUAGAAAAUCAUCACCUUUGUGCAGCAUUUCGCCUUUUGCAAGAUGAUGAGGAGAUGAACAUUUUGUCUAACCUCUCAAAGGAUGAUUGGAGGGAAUUCAGGACUCUGGUGAUCGAGAUGGUGCUGGCUACAGAUAUGUCUUGUCACUUCCAGCAAAUCAAAGCCAUGAAGAAUGCAUUGCAGCAGCCAGAAGGAAUCGACAAACCAAAAGCCUUAUCACUGAUGUUGCAUACAGCUGACAUCAGUCAUCCUGCCAAGGCAUGGGAUCUCCAUCAUCGCUGGACCAUGUCAUUACUAGAAGAGUUUUUCAGACAGGGUGACAAAGAAGCCGAACUAGGGCUUCCUUUUUCCCCGCUAUGUGACCGCAAAUCCACCAUGGUUCCUCAGUCUCAAAUAGGUUUUAUUGAUUUUAUUGUGGAGCCCACCUUCACUGUGCUGUCUGACAUGACAGAGAAGAUUGUAACACCUCUCAUUGAAGAAGCCUCUCACUCUGGCAUGACAGGGUUUAGGCGUUCCAGUCUGAAUAGCAUUAGCCCCUCAGAAGUUAAACGAUCAAGUGUCAAGAGCACUGGAUCCGAAGGAAGUGCCUCACUCAAUUGUUCCAUCCUCACUGUGGACUUCAAAUGCUUUAAAACCACGUGGACUGAGCUGGUGCAACAAAACCGAGAAAAGUGGAAAGCACAAGCAACCAAAGAAGAAAAAACAAAAAAAGAAACAGAGGAAAAUGCUCAGCAGGGUUCAGAUGAGAAGAAACCAGAAGAAAGAGAAGGGAAAAAGCAAGCUGAAGAAAGCUCUGCUACCAAAACUGACAAGAGUAAAGAAGGAAAUUCAAGUGGGAGUAAGAGCACAGAAGCCAAUAAAAGCAAUGUAAAUGGGACUCAUCAAACUGGUGACAACAAACACGAAGCUUCUCAAGGGAAAAAUAUCACUCAGGUGGAAAAGGAGUCAGAGUCCAAUCCAACAGCAGGACAGCAGAAACAGCAAGUACAGAAUGGUUCAAACCAACAUAUGAAAACUGCACCAGUUCCAGAGUCCACAAAUCGGCUUACUUUGCCAGUCAUCAAACCUCCAAUACACCAUCCCAAGCAACCAAACUUUGUCUCAACAAGCAUCACUUUACCACCCUUCCAUAAGAAAACGGAGGAUUCUUUAAUGAAAUACAAACUGCUUGACCAGAGAGGCAGAAUGAAGAAGAUUCAGCAUAUUUCUCAUCAUUGGAAUCGGAAAUAGAUCACCAGUUAUUAUUAGAAGGCAUGUUGAAAGCAAAGUAAUAACUGGACAAUGAAACAAACAAGUAUGUAAUAUAACAAAUGCAAUGGGUAAAUCCUGUAGACAUAUUGGCUUCUGACUGACAAAUAUGCUGGGUGUAGAGUUGCACCAAAUCCCACAAUCUGGUUCACACAAAAACUGAAAAGGACAAAACCUCUGGAUUUGCAUUCAGGGCUGUUUGCCAAGCAUGAUAAUUUCAUUAUGAAUUGUAUCACAAAAAUGUCUCGUCAUUCAUGACUGAGGAGCCAACGAUUUGUAAAGGCAAAGCCUGUGAAAAUUAUUUUCUUAAAAUAAUAUUAUGCCCAGAAUUCUCCAAGGAGAAUUAUCCAGGGAGAAUUCUGUGAAUUGUAGUUCCAAGUUCUGGGGAAAGGACAUUAUUUAUUUAUUUAUUUCAAUACCACACAACAUAAAUUGCUGCCUUCAGUUACAUGCAAUACAUAAAUAGAGGAGGGAGCAAAAAACAGAUACCUUUUCAAAUAAGCAGGCCAUCACACAAUCUUGAAUGCAUGAUCACUGUAUUUCAUUAUAUAAUAGUCACCACCACAUAUAAGUCGCACACCCAU